This is a messenger RNA of Osmia bicornis bicornis, 2292 nucleotides long. RefSeq lists its product as uncharacterized. The transcript has 2 exons. Lineage: Eukaryota; Metazoa; Arthropoda; Insecta; Hymenoptera; Megachilidae. Bases 1370 to 2239 code for a protein of 289 amino acids. The record is from RefSeq and is a predicted model, not a curated record.
UCGAAAUCGUGUUUACGUUCGGCCUUACAGGGACGUGAGUCGCGAUUUCAGCCUCCACUUCGUACGCCGGGAAAUAUUAAACCGGCUUCCCAGUUUCCACUUUACCGACCUUGCUUUUACCCUCUUUGCAUUCCUCCUUCGACGUUCUUAGAUGACUCGUCAAAUCUUAUUAAAGGAUUAUAAACAAAGGCCACGAUAUUUUGUUCGAGACCACCAGUCCUACCUUUUAUCGUUCAACGAAGUCAAUGAGAAAUUGUAACAUGUGCGGAGCAGGUUUUAAACGAGGGGGAAGCGCAUCCGGUGCUCUAUAAUAACGAGUACGAGAAAAACAGGACGUAUCUGAGAAUCGGAACGAACGACGACCCAAAACGUGGAAUCCCGAGCACUCGGCUCGUUUCCUCCGGUUCCGUGACGCGCCAGACCCUCUCGGAAUGUUUGUCCAUCGCGCGUUUUACGCGAAACUCAUGUGUGGGUGUUAUUAUCUCGUUACACCGUACACUGGCCGUUUCAUACCCGCGGGAUUAUGUAUAUACAGGCUUGGUUGGUUCACGAAAUAGUUUACUUCCGGUGUUAGCGCUGCUAUCGAAGCGUGCAAACAUUCCUGCUAUCUUCGACGCCGACCGAAAAAAUUCAAACAUCCUUCCGGAUAACUACGCCUAUCCGAUUGUUCUCUUCCAAUCGAUCGAUCGAUUUUACUCAUAACUAUAACGCGAAACCUGUUACGGAUUCGCUUUAGACACUACAACGAUGCUUUUAAGCUUCGUUAAACGAUAGAAACGCCUACAAAUCAUUAAACGGAACGCACGCAACUUAUGCAACUGUUUAGCAUGAUCUAUCACGUGCGAUCGAUAAAUCUGGAAUGUCGCUUUAACGACUCUUUUUCCCCGUAAAAUACUUAUAAAUUGUUUAACUUUUUUACAGCUUUUACAACGUUCUUCGGUUACACAACGAUUCUUUAUCCUCGAUAUUCGCGUAAUCGUCGUUUCGUGAAUUAUCACGAUAUUCGUCCAAUUGUAAUAGAAAUAUAAAUGUGUUUCCUAUUCUCUUUCGAUAAGUAGUUACUUUUAAUUGGUAUUCCUAACAGCUGUCUCUAUAAACUCUUUACUCCUGCUCGAAUGUGUUCGAAACACGUACGAGAUAAUGGAUGCCAUGUGCUAACGUAUCUUUUAUAAGUUCGUCAAGUACAACAAAGCAAUAUGGCUGCCAGUACUCGACGCGUACCAAACCAGUUCCAGUAUGAAACCGGUUUGGAACUAGUUUUCAUUGGUUUUUCGGUCCCCUACAAGACCGUGCCACGACCGAGAUUGGCACUCGUGCCGGACUUCUCUCAGAGAUUGGAACGGAGCUUACGUUACCAGAGUACGCAAAUAUGGCCGAUGUUACAGAGCAGAAAGGAGAGAAGGACGAUGCGCAGACGGAAAUCAAAGUGGAACCAACGUUGCAAUGCUACGUCGAAGAAGAACACGAGAACGGAUUUCCCGGUUUCGAAGGUAACAACGCGAUACCAUCCAGUGCAGAUGUUGGCGCACUGAAUCUGUGGACCAGCAAGGCGACCACGUGCCUCAUUAGUCAAUACAAGAAGUACAGAUCGAUGGUAGGGCAAUCGACCCAGAUACGAAGUCUGCGCGAAAUGUUCGAGAUGAUUUCUCUCGAAAUGCAAAACUAUGGAUUUUACUUCAGCCCUCAGAAAUGCGAGAACAAAUGGCGAGUUCUCGAACGUAAGUACAAGAAUCUGGUGUUUCGAGAACGACUGAAGAAGCCGGGCAGAAUGAGGCACUAUGGCCACUGGGAGCAUAAAAGAGCCUUGGAUGAAAUUUUUCACGAGAAGAAGCGUCACAUGUACCUGGAGGAAAACGAUUUUCCACCAUCGGCAGGAUCUGCGAAAUACACUUUUAUUUUACCGAAACCUACGAAUACGGAGGAAAGUAGCGCCGGCGACAAUCAGCAGCAGGAGGACCCUCUAGCGGCGUUAACGUCAAACUCGUCGACAAACUGCAAACGCGACGAGGUGGAUUCGAAGGGAGCUUUGACAACUAUCUUCGAGAAAUUUUUUCACGAAAUGACGAAAAACUUCUCGAUCGCGGAGAAGAACAAGGAGAGAAGGCAUAAAGAAUUAAUGGCGAUACGACAAAACGAACUGGACGUUCAGAAGAGACUCUUAAAAUUAAAGGAACAAAAGUUGGAGAUACAAAAAUGUAAAAUUAUCGCUGCUGCUCAACACUUACAUUUGAAUAUGUAAUAGCAUCGUUGUCCUGUUCUUCCAACUCCAACAAAAUGUACAUGUAUCAGUGA